GGCGAGCAAUAUUAUUCGAGAGAGGAGGCAUUUCAGCCUGCCCGCAUUAGCAAAGUCUGAACAACUUCUGUAUUUCCAACCACUUACAGUAUGCUCAAGGUAUGAAGCGGCCAUUGAGUCCGGAUCACAUCCUUGAAAAUGGAAGAAUGAGCACACCCUUUACAAACUGUAUUGAACACAAGGAAGCAAACAAUGGUCAUCUGGAUAUGCAGAUAACUCGGGAUAAGAAGAAACUGCUUUACUCUCUGUGUGAAGUAUGCAACAUUCAACUGAACACCGCUGCUCAAGCUGGGGUCCAUUACAAUGGAAAAUCUCACCUUAAACGUGUCAAACAGCUCAACAAUGGAAAACUCCCAGCCAGCACAGCCCCAAGCUCUGCAUUUCCCAGCACAAGCACAGCAGGAAGUACAUGCCAUACCAGCACAUUUCCUGGAGUUGUGCGAACACCUACCCUGAUGAUGCAGCCCUCAUUGGAUAGUAAACCUUUUAUGUCCUUUCCCAUGGAUACUAGUUCUGCUGUUGGACUCUUCCCAAAUUUUAACACAAUGGAUCCUGUACAGAAAGCAGUAAUUAACCACACUUUCGGAGUGUCUAGUCCUCCGAAGAAGAAGCAAGUUAUUUCCUGCAAUGUAUGCCGACUUCAUUUUAAUUCAGAUAACCAAGCUGAGGCACACUACAAAGGCACUAAACAUGCCAAGAAGCUCAAAGCACAGGAAUCCCCGAAAAAUAAGCAGAAAACUGCUUCUGCUAAGGACAGCGCAAAGACCAUAGUCAUUUCCAACAACUCUGACAAACCAGGAAAAAAAGUGAGGCCCAGUAGCACUGCUAAAGCUACCCCUCCUUGCGUUGUUGCCCCACCUCCGAUCGCUGCCCCACCUCCGAUUGCUGCCCUUCCUUUGGUUGCUGCUCCACUGUUGGUUCACAAUCUAAUUUCUAAACCUGCCCCCAAAGCAUUGACAGUGGCAACUGCUCCUGCUGAGGCAGUACUGACUGUAAUGAAGAACGGAGAUGGUCCUGCACCUGCAGAGUCUGAAGAGGAGAAAGCAAAGAAGCUCCUUUACUGUUCACUAUGUAAAGUAGCUGUCAACUCCCUGUCACAGUUGGAGGCACACAACACAGGUUCAAAGCACAAAACAAUGCUGGAAGCUCGAAAUGGAGCUGGUCCUAUCAAGGCAUACCCCAGACCUGCAUCCAAACUCAAGGUGCAGGCAAGCAUUGUUAAAGGGUCAGGCCUGCAGAACAAGACUUUCCAUUGUGAAAUCUGUGAUGUUCAUGUCAAUUCUGAAAUCCAGCUGAAACAGCACAUUUCCAGUAGGAGACACAAGGACAGAGUAGCUGGCAAACCCAUGAAACCCAAAUACAGUCCCUAUAAUAAACAACAACGCAGCUCAAAUGUUUUGGCAGCCAAACUUGCAUUCCAAAAGGACCUAGUCAAGCCACUGGCCCCUACAUUUCUUUCACCUUCAUUUUCACCUGCAGCCGUAUCGCCUCUCUCUCUUCACCCCCGGCCCAAUAGCGCACUCUUUCAGACUUCCGCAUUACCAGCAUCUUUCUUCAGGGCAGCACCUGGGCCAAUCCGUCCAACAGCAGGAUCAAUCCUCUUUGCACCAUAUUGAUUCUUUGACAGGACAUGACAAUGAAAGGCCAGUAGCAAAGGGGAAGUAAAGCUUGCACACGCUUAAGCGAUCCUUGCUUUUGGUCUAACGGAGUUGUGAAGUGUACACAACUGAGCAGUGUAUUUCUACAUGAAUGGAUACUUGGAUUUACAAGCUUCGAACAAAGGCUGUAUUUUUUUAUUGUUUACUCUUAACAUCUGCAUCUAAAGAGGUAUCUGCACUUACUAAAUAAGUUUUUAAAGGAUGUCUGUCAAAAAGAAUCGAAUCGAAAUAUGAAGAGCAUUGAACUGCUUCCUGGCUGACUUGAAUAUACCAUGGUCUUCCUUAUCAGUAAAACAGGCAUCUCCAGCCACAGAAGUAUACCAAUGUGUGGAUCACAUCUCAGUAACGGACAGUAUAUGAUUUUAAUUAUGUCUUGAUGUUGUCAGGGAUUGUGUAAUGCUGUUUUAGGCCUCAGUACUGUUGUAUUGUGUAGUAAAUUAGAUGUAUCAUGUCUAAUUUAAAGCUUAAACCUUUUUAUGCUCAUCUAACAGCUGCCUACUUUUGUGUUCAUACAUUUUUAUGCUUCCUUGGUCUUUGUACAUGUUACUUUAAAAAAUAAAUAAAUAAAUAACCUAGAUAGCCAUAAAAUGAAUUUCACAAUCGGUAUAUUUUGAUUGUAAGCUUUUUUUUGUUGUUGUUGUUAUAAGUUAUUUGGUAGCUUCCUCACUGGGUUUGUUGCUGAACGUUGUUAUGCAUUUUUCAAAGGAAAAAAAAACUGUGCUUGGAAAAUUUUAUAUACCAUUGAUCUUGCCAGUUAUUUGGCAGGCAAAUCACGGACCUUUCAUUGUUAUAUAGUUUUAAAAGAAUCCUUCGUUUGUAAUGGUGCUGCAUUACUCUGUGGCCCUUUGAUGCAAUAAUGUACAGAACAUUCGAUAUUUAUAUUUAAAAUUGUGUCUUUAAUGUUUACCUAACAUGUUGCAAUGCCACGUGUCUCAGAGGGAUAGUGGAUAUGUAGUGAACAGAAAUUAUUUGUAUUUUUAGAAUCUAAAGAAAGCAAACUGCACCACAACAAUAAAAAUCAAUAGAGUAUAUGUUUGUUAGAUUCUGUGGAGUAAUGUUUUGUGUGUAGUAAUUAUGUAAGACAUAAAAGUCUGUGUACAUUUGACAUGUACCCUUUUCAAUAAAAAAAGUUAAAAUGCA
Molecule: messenger RNA, 2798 nt
Organism: Polyodon spathula (Mississippi paddlefish)
Lineage: Eukaryota; Metazoa; Chordata; Actinopteri; Acipenseriformes; Polyodontidae
Product: zinc finger protein 385B-like
Exons: 9
Coding region: 102-1616 (504 amino acids)
Cellular component (GO): nucleus
Molecular function (GO): nucleic acid binding; zinc ion binding
Source: RefSeq, a predicted model, not a curated record